AGUACUUUAGUUACACCUAUCCCCAUCUAUCUUUCCUCUCUCAACAGAGUCCCUUUGUUCCUCUCUAUUGAUCCGAUCAAUUUCUCCAUGGAGGAACAAGUCCCCGAACCACCUCAGCCCCCGAAACAUAUGUAUUCAGUGUGGGCGAUACCACCGGAGGACGUAACAGAGCGGCUCAAGAAGCUGAUGGCUGGGCUCCGAUUGGAGUUCGAUGGGCCCGAGUUCGAACCCCACGUCACCGUCGUCGGCGCUAUUAGCCUGACGGAGGACGACGCCUUUGACAAGUUCCGAGCCGCUUGUCAGGGCGUCAGAGCCUACACCGCCACCGUGGAGAGAGUGGCCACUGGCACCUUCUUCUAUCAGUGCAUCUUUCUUCUCCUCCAUCCAACGCCUCAGGUAUUGGAGGCUAGUUCACACUGCACCAGGCAUUUUGGUUACAAGAGCUCGACCCCUUAUAUGCCACAUCUGAGUAUCCUUUAUGGGGAUUUAUCCAAUGAGGAGAAAAAGAAAGCUCAAGAGAAAACCAACAUCCUUGAUGAAAGCAUCAACAACCUCAGCUUCCAGAUAAGCAGCCUUGCUUUGUACGAAACAGACACUGAAGACAUGACUCUGAAAUCCUGGAAGAAGAUAGCUGAAUUCAAUCUCGACACUAAUUAGAUGCAGAGGGUUUUUGGUUUUGCAUAUUAAUUAGGUGAUGAUUUCCAUUGGAAAGGAUUCUUUUUAUUCUUAAAUCUUCUUAUUUCCUGAUGGCCAAGAUGCUCAUUCGGAUUAGUGUCCUAUUAAUCUUAUAGCUCUGGAAGCUACAUGCUGCUUUCCACUUUCAGCCUAGUUUCCCUCCUACCAAUUGUUGUUAUAAUAAGGAUGAAUUAUGUUUUGGAUGUUUUUGUAGCUAAUGCUUACGGAUUUCUACUGAUGUUUCAUGUGUUGGUUGGAUAAUUAUUAUGGGUUUUGGUAUGUGAAUCAAAUUACGUAAAUAGAAAUGAAGGAUAAAUCCUAUCAUGCAACAUUGGUGGUGAAAUAAACAGCAUUAUAUAUAAUCGAUGAUGUAUGAGAUCUUCCUGUUUUAUGUUACUGGUAUAAUAGUUUCGUCUUUAGCGGUUAGAAUUGACUUUUCAAACAAGGCAAGUGGGUCUUACUAAGCCAAAAAAUUCUUAAAGUUUUUUUUGGGCGUAGUGUCCGGAUCUGUCCGGUCUAAUACUAAUUAUUAAUAUGGAAUAUGGAGUUUAAGAUAAUAUAAGCACCACAAGUGCUACGCAGUAUCUAGAUCCUCCAGAUUCAUUCAACACUACAUAUUAUAAUAUACUCUAGAGUACAAGAUGAUAUAAGGGCCACAAGUUUCACGUAGUGUCAAGAUUCUUCCAUGACUACAUAUUAAUAUGGACUUCAAGAUAAUACAAGGGCAGGAAAACUGACUUAACCCCUAAAGAAAUUCAUCAUACGUGUGUCGUCUCCGGACAUGAAUGCUUUGUUUGGAUUGCUUUUUGAAAAAAAAAAUCUCAACUCAAAAAACACUCAUUACCUCUACUUCUAAUCAUUACUCACCCCUAUUUCUAUUCAUUAUUUUCAUUUCUCUAAUUAUCUCUCUCCAAUCAUUACCCUCAUUUCUCUCUCUACUCAUAACCCUAUAAAAUUUCUCAAAAACUCAUCUAAACACAACACACAUAAUUUUUAAUUUGCCGACCCCUCAGAAGUUUGAAUCUUUUCUGAGUGCUUCUUGGCCCCUGUAUGUCACGUCCCAACCCUUUUCCAUAUAUGAGGUUUGGGUCUUCCCUAAAAAGUUUGUCCAUAACUUAAAGACUUUAGACAAGUUGUUUUUGCUAAAUGAACUUUUAGUUGAUGUAUGUAUAGAAAAUAACUUGCCUCGAAAUCCAUGUUUUGUGGGCUUUUAGCCUGUUUAUUUUGUUUAGACAAUAUGAGCUCUAGAUUAGUCUUUUGUGUUCUGAUUUCGGUUGGCGGAUCAUCUUUGGGGUUUCUCGGUCGCCGAAGAGCGGUCUUGGUACGAUCCAUUUCCGUUUGGUAUGGCUCCGUUCCCUCAUCUUCUCCAUCUCAGAUCUGUUUUUUUUGACCCCCCUUUCCUUAGUUGUUUUGCUCCCGGUUACUUGGCCAUUAGUCAGCCCGCUUGUUUCCGAUUAGAGGUGCUGCUGGGUCCUCUGACUUUGGCUUAACGGCUAGGGUCCGUUUGGGUUCGGAUGGAGCGGUUGGCAUUGGUUCCCACUGUGGCCAUCGUUGGGCGGCCCGGUUCUCGCCUAACGGCUUGGUGUAGCUUCCGCGGCAGUUUGGCGUUCGUUCCCGCCGUGGCUGUCGUUGGCCGGCCCUGUUCUUGCAUAACAGCUUGGUUCAGCUUCCGCAGCAGUUUGGGUUUGCUGGUUUCGAUUUUCCUUACUGUGGGUGACCGUGGUGGCUUGGUAGAUGUCAGUGGUGAAAUCUAGCGGUGGUGGUUGUGCUGUCUGUGGCAGGAGGAGACGGCUCUUAGGUUAGGUUUAGAGUUUUUUUUUGCGUUGGGCUUUCAUUUAGGGAUGGCAAUCGGGGCGUUCGGGGCGGAUAUGGGGAAUUUUGUACCCGAUCCCCGAAACCAAACCCUUACCCAUAUCUGCCCCGAUACCCGAACAGGUAGAGCAAGAAGAAUCCAUAACCGAACAAUUCAGGGUUCGGGUAAUCCCCGAACCGAUUGGUUACCCGAACCAGACUUUUUUUUUAAAAAAAUCAAAAAAAGGUAAUCGUUUUGGGGUGGGUUUGUAACUGAGAGAGAGAGAGAGAGGGAGAGAGAGAGAGAUAGAUGUAAGCAGACCUGGUGGGCGACGAGGGCGAUGCAACGAUGAUCAGUCUACUCUAAACCCCUUUGACCGCUCACACGGCGGUGACGCAUCAGGUUUGGAAGCUUCCCAUAGUACCAUGCGGUGGACGAUCGAAGUGAAUCGCAGAGAGAGAAUGAGGGAUUGGAUGUUAGAUACAGAGGGAUUAGGGAUAGAGAGAGGCAUGACAGAGGGAUUAGGGAUACACACACUCCGAAUCCCUUGAGGGAUCCCAGACGGUUGUUUGGAGCUGUCCUUUGUUCUCAGCCCUUGGAUUUAAUCCAACGGCCACGGAAAGAAAAGGCAUAAAAGACGCACAAAUUACACUUUCCCCCCUCUUCGGUUCAUUUCACACUUGCCCCCUUCGAAUGUUAUUCACACGGACGCUUAGAGAGAGAGAGAGAGAGAACCAGAGAAGAAAAGAAGAAAGCGGAU
Molecule: messenger RNA, 3227 nt
Organism: Rhododendron vialii
Lineage: Eukaryota; Viridiplantae; Streptophyta; Magnoliopsida; Ericales; Ericaceae
Product: cyclic phosphodiesterase-like
Exons: 4
Coding region: 88-657 (189 amino acids)
Biological process (GO): cyclic nucleotide metabolic process
Molecular function (GO): 2',3'-cyclic-nucleotide 3'-phosphodiesterase activity
Source: RefSeq, a predicted model, not a curated record